AAGCGCGGUGGUUUGUGGGAAGAUGGAGGUCAGUGUAGGGAAGCUGGAGGAAGAAGCGCUGAAGAGGAAGGAGAGGCUGCUGCAGCUGAGGAAGAAGAGGGUGAGAAUGGGGCGCUGUGUACAAUUACUGCUCAUAGGUAAUGAGGAGGUGAAACACAGGGAACUGAAGCUGAGGAACUACACCCCCGAGGACGAGGAGCUCAAAGGCCGCCAAGUAGCUCCAGCCAAACCCAUCUCAGUGGAGGAGAAAGUGAAGGAUCAGCUGGAAGCAGCCAAGCCGGAGCCGAUUAUAGAGGAAGUUGAUCUGACUAAUCUGGCGCCAAGGAAACCAGACUGGGACCUGAAGAGAGACGUCGCUAAGAAGUUGGAGAAGCUGGAGAAGAGGACGCAGCGGGCCAUCGCAGAGUUAAUAAGGGAACGUUUAAAGGGACAAGAGGAGAACCUGGCGACGGCCGUGGAGUCUGCAAAGCAGGAGGAUGAAGAUUCCGACUAAAGGUUUUUCUGGCCCCUCCCACUGUGGAGAUGCGGGUCAUUAUC
This is a messenger RNA of Nanorana parkeri, 537 nucleotides long. It is a transcript of the gene CCDC12, whose product is annotated as coiled-coil domain containing 12. The record is from RefSeq and is a predicted model, not a curated record. The transcript has 7 exons. Gene Ontology annotation, cellular component: U2-type spliceosomal complex; post-mRNA release spliceosomal complex. NCBI's taxonomy places the organism in Eukaryota, Metazoa, Chordata, Amphibia, Anura, Dicroglossidae. The coding region runs from base 23 to 493 and encodes 156 amino acids.